Lutzomyia longipalpis is the source of this 1611-nucleotide messenger RNA. Its product is annotated as dynein regulatory complex subunit 5. Gene Ontology annotation, molecular function: protein binding. The coding region runs from base 237 to 1529 and encodes 430 amino acids. NCBI's taxonomy places the organism in Eukaryota, Metazoa, Arthropoda, Insecta, Diptera, Psychodidae. The record is from RefSeq and is a predicted model, not a curated record. The transcript has 4 exons.
ACAGCUUUUUGGGAAAUUUUCUUACCUCACAACUUUCUUUCAGAUCUUCUACCUCACUCAAAAAUUAUUUUCCUGAGCUUUUUCUAAACUCUUGUGCGGUCUACUCUACUCCUGCCUCCCCUAUACAGCUGAAGGGAAUUCCAUCAGUCGAUUUAUUGAUUAAACAAGUUGAAUUUCUUCACUGAUGUCCGUUUGUUUAGUGUGUCGUUUAGAAUUUUUGGAAAGUUUUUCCUUAAAUGAAGUAUCCAAAUACAGUGGAUAAAAAUGCUCUAAAGGCAUACAUUGAUCUAAGGGUAGUACGAAGGCAAAAGGAUGGGCUGAAUUCUCUUGAUCUCAAAUGGAAUUUUGAUAGCCCAGAAUCCCUGAAAAUCCUCUGCAUUGAAGCUCUUGCUGAAAAUUGGACAGCAAAUCCUGUGUACUCCGAAGUGAUCUUCAGUGUGGACAGAAACUACCUUUUGGACAUUCUAAGCUUGAAUCUCUCCGUUGCCGACUUAUCAGCCAAGAUCCAGGAUGAUGUCUUUUGGGAGAGAUUCUUCAUGUCGAAAUGGCCCCACUGCUAUCCUCAGACGAAGAAUCGUCCCUGGAUUAAGGUCUUCAUGGAGAAGUAUCUCGCAGAGAAGUUGGAAAAUAUGAAGAGUGAUGAAUAUGAGGAAGAAUCCAUGGUACAGCUGCUAGAACUCUGUGCACCACACACGGAAAAUCUCGUUCUCAAUCAACUACAGCCUACAAUGUCGCCUGAUCCUGAGCACAAUGAUCACGUCAUUCCGCUCAAUAUUGUCCUUUCAAAUUUACACGAACUCCGGAAACUUGAUUUGACUUUUGACCUUAAAAACGUGGGGACAACCUUUUACCUGGGAUGUGCCAAUAUAUCAACAAAUGACAUCAAAAGCCUAACAGAGGGUCUGGCGAAAUGCUUCGAAUUGCAGGAUUUCCGUCUUCACAGCAGCAAAUUGGAUGCGGAAAUGCUGAAAUUACUUGCCGUUGCUUUGGACAAAGGAUGCCCCAAUUUGGAAGUUCUUUCCCUGCCGCACUGUCGCUUCGGUGAUGGAGGUUUGCUGGCUUUCCUAGAAGCUCUUGGGCCUGAUUCAUUACCCAACAUUCGAACUCUUAUCCUCACUAAUAAUUUCUUAUCUUCGAAUGGGAUUUUAGAGCUCUCGAAGGUAAUUAAACGACGGAAAAUUCAAAAGCUUGAUUUAAGAUUGAAUCCCAUUAAAUCGGAUGGAGCGUUCGCAAUAUUUGGUAUUCUUAGACACAUGCACGUUAAAGAGCUCAAUCUAUCCUGUUGUUCUCUGGACGAUGAGAUAUCCUUCCUCUUCAUUAAAACCCUAAAAGAAUGCAAAUUUCUGGAGAAACUCAAUUUAUCCGUUAAUCGAUUCAGCCACGAAAUGGGUGAGAAGAUCACGGAGAUCAUGCCACAGAUUACGAAUCUCCUUGAAUUUGAUCUACGCAAUACGGAUGUCUCAACAAUUUCCCGAAUGAUCAUUGAUGAUUAUGUGCUGAAGAAUCGUCUAAAGAAAAAUUCAAGUUAAGAUUACAUUAAUACUUUUUAUUGUGAAAUAAUCUCUCGUGUGAUGCUUGAAUUCCGCGAUUUUUGUUCUCUAUAAGCUUUCU